Messenger RNA from Toxorhynchites rutilus septentrionalis, 2567 nucleotides. It is a transcript of the gene nes, whose product is annotated as lysophospholipid acyltransferase 5. Gene Ontology annotation, cellular component: membrane. NCBI's taxonomy places the organism in Eukaryota, Metazoa, Arthropoda, Insecta, Diptera, Culicidae. Gene Ontology annotation, biological process: lipid modification; phosphatidylcholine biosynthetic process. The transcript has 6 exons. Bases 461 to 1852 code for a protein of 463 amino acids. Gene Ontology annotation, molecular function: 1-acylglycerophosphocholine O-acyltransferase activity; lysophospholipid acyltransferase activity. The record is from RefSeq and is a predicted model, not a curated record.
UUUUUAUGUAACAAUUAGCUAGUAUAAGUGCAUGUGAGAGUAGGGAAGACACGCACGUAAAACGCGUGUUUUACGCUGUGUUUUACAUUUCCAUUUUCAGCCUCGCAGCGCUGUUGUUCAGUCGGUGUUGUGUCGCGACUUUCGUUUUUCUUACCCCAGUUUCUCUCGUCAUGCAAUCGUGAAAAACAUCGGUUGUCCCCACUCGGUGAAAAAAAAGUCAAUUUUUCUGUGAUAUUUUCCCUUUGGUGGUAUCAGAUAACUGUGUCGUGCUGGUGUAUCGAGUUAAUCAAGAGUGCGGGCUUGGAUUUACGUGCUGUUGAGAAAGUUUCAGACUCAGUAAUAUUCGGUCGAUUAGACAAUAUCAAAAAAAGCCGCAGAACUUAUAGGUCGACUGCUGCAGUUUACGAGGUUGUGCGACAGUAAUAACAAUAUCGAGCAGUAGCUAUAGAGUGGAGCGAGGAUGCUAAAUCCGGUGGAAGCGUUGGCGAGCCUCUCCGGCGCUUCACAGCCCGCAAUUCGGCUUAUACUAUCCGUGCUAGCGACAUAUCCUCUGGCCGCUUUUUAUAGAAACCUUAAGACUUCCACUACAGUUAAGAAUCUCUACAUUGCCAGCACUGGAAUCGCAAUAAUAUUGUUCAACUAUGGCUUCGACCUAUACCACAGCGCACUGGCAGUGGCCGUGACCUACUUACUCAACACGUUCUUCGCCACCAACCCUCUCCUGGUCCCGCUGAGUUUCGGCUAUCAUAUGGGUUAUCUCCUUAUUGGUUACUACUUCACCACCUCGGAUACGUACGACAUAAAAUGGACUAUGCCGCACUGCGUAUUGGCGCUGCGACUAAUCGGAUUGGCGUUCGACAUUUCCGAUAGCCACGUCAAAGUGCGCCAGAACAAGAAGGAUGCCCAGUGCAUCGGCGUGCCGUCCCUGUUGGAGCUGGUGGCUUUCACCUACUUUCCGGCGUCGGUUCUCGUUGGACCCCAGUUCUCAAUGCUGCGUUAUCAGCGCUUUGUGAGUGGUCAGUACGAGCCGCACACCGCCACCGCUCCCGCUUACUCCGCCAAAAAGCUUCUACAGGGAGCGUUCUAUCUGGUUGUGAACCAAGCUGGGUCGCAGUUCGUCUCCGAUCAGUAUCUGCUGUCGGCGGAGUUCGAGCAGGAUUCGUUCUUCAUGAAGCACAUCUACAUGGGGCUGUGGGGAAGAUGUGCGCUGUAUAAAUACAUCUCAAUAUGGCUGCUGGCGGAAGGCGCCGCGGUGUUGUUUGGUCUUACUUACAUCGAUGCCAAACCAGGCGAACGUGAAUACGAUCCGGACGAGCUGUCCGGAUGUUCCAACAUCAAGGUGGGCGUAUUCGAGAACACCAGCAAAUUUGGUCACUAUGUAGAAUCAUUCAAUGUUCAAACUAACCACUGGGUUGCCGUGAAUGUAUACAAACGACUGAAGUUCCUAAACAACCGCAACCUGAGUCACUUCGGUGCGUUGCUGUUUUUGGCCGUUUGGCAUGGAUUCCACAGCGGAUACUACAUGACCUUCUUCAUGGAAUUCAUGGUGAUUCGCAUGGAGAAAGAGGUCGAACCAAUCUUCCAGAAGAGCGAAAAGUUUCAAAGCCUUCUCCAGCAGCCCCUUAUGAAGAUAACCGUAUUUAUUUUGCUCAAAUUCUACACCAUUGUUUUCGCCGGUUGGUGUCUGGUGCCGUUCGUGCUUCUCAGCUUCUCCAAGUGGUGGCAUGUCUAUAGUACUGUCCGUUUCACCGGAUUUUUCCUAUUCCUGUUGGGUAACGUAGCUCUCAAACCACUGCUUCUACUCAUUCUACCUCCGAACAAAUCCACCGAUGAGGCUAAGAAAUCUAAUUAAUCUAACGUCUCAUCGAUUGGGAGUCAGCCGCCGGAUUUUUCCUCGUUCUUAACUGAUCUGAUCUUUGCAAAGCUUUAAAAGAAAAAGAAACAAAUAUAACAGUCGAGCUGAACGCUGCAAAGGGGGGGAAAAGGUGAUUCAAACAAACAAAAGACAUUUGAAUCCAUCCAACUUUAUUCGUUGGCCGUAUUAAGGACACUAGUUUAAGGGACUAUUAUUAUUUCCAUUUGCUUGUAAAAUCUCGACGGCACUCAAGUAUGAAUUGUAGUUUUAUUGUAAACAAAUAAUGGUUCGCAGGAAACCAUAGGUUCAAUUAGUACAUUUACAGCGCUCGGCUACCUCUUGCCCAUCUCUUCUUAACCGUCACAAGGACUCUGAAUGAGUCCUUCGGGAAUAUAAAAAUUAAAGUUUCUCAACCCGUAUUUAUCAUAAUUCUUGAAUCGUGAGAGUUGAAUAUUAGAAGAAAAUAAGAGCAACAGUGAAAGACGUAGUUUUCCAAUGCAAUGCGGGAAAGUAUUUAUUUUGUUAACAAACAAAUAACACGUAGUGACCGAAUCGAUGAGUAUUUGAGCGUAAUUGUAAGUUAGAGAAGAAAGAUUGAAACAAUUGGGCAACAACACUAGGACUUAAAAAAAUGUGAGAAGAAAACACGCAAUUACUUUUAAAUAACAUUCAAAUAAAAAAGUGCUAGUCAGAGUUUAUGAGUUUGAUGAAA